Molecule: messenger RNA, 153 nt
Organism: Symbiodinium sp. CCMP2456
Lineage: Eukaryota; Dinophyceae; Suessiales; Symbiodiniaceae
Source: the annotation of a GenBank genome assembly
AUGCCCAAAACAAACGACCGAGCAGCCAACCUCCAAGCACGAGACAGUGACAGCGACGAUGAGCUCAUCGGUGCGGAUCCAGACGAGGUCGCCCUGGCUCGCGGGGACUUGGAGGAAUCUGUCGACUGGUUCGACUGCGAGCGCCUCUGGUGA